AUGUCUUCAGGCAGUAGCAAUGUUGAUGCCGAACUAACCAUUUUUCGUCUAUACGUUCAUUCACAAACUGAGUUAUCUUUUGACACCAAAUUCAAACAAAUCGACAUCAUUCUAGACUUUGCCAUCGAGCACCCCGUAGGCUCAGGAAAGUUCAAAUCAACCUGGAACAUUGAUGUUGAAUGGUUGCAAAUGAUGAAGAAAAAAUAUCCACAACUCAGGGUGGUAAUUAGCCUUGGAGGUGUUGGCUCUGAAUAUCCAUUCAAUCCUGUCGAUCCACUCAGGUGGAUUAUCAACGCGGUAAGCUCGAUCAAACAUAUCAUCAGUCUCUAUGGCCAAAAACUGAUUGAUGGAAUCGAUAUUCACUACGAUGUCAUUGAAUCAACCGAGGAAGAUUUUUCCUUCUGUAUUGGAGAUGUUAUAAAACAACUCAGAAAUGAUAAACAUUUAUCUAUCAAAGUGGUGUCUAUUGCUCCAACGAAACUUGUUGAAUCUUAUUAUCUCAAAUUGUAUUCGGACAACAAAGAUAUUAUUGACUUGGUUGAUUAUCAGUUCUACAACGAGAAUUUCUCAUCAAAGAAUGAAUUUGUAAAACUAUAUGAAAAACUUGUAGUUGACUAUAGUCCUGCUAAAGUCCUACCAGGAAUCUCCAUUUUUGCUAACCGUAUCAGUAAAGAGGCCAUCGCGGAUCUCAUCGACAAAAAAUUAAUUCCUGGUUACUUUGUUUGGAAUCCUAAUGAUCACUCUCCUGUUGGCACCAACCCUUUCUCUCUUGAGAAUAUGCUAGAAUAG
Molecule: messenger RNA, 789 nt
Organism: Vicia villosa (hairy vetch)
Lineage: Eukaryota; Viridiplantae; Streptophyta; Magnoliopsida; Fabales; Fabaceae
Product: chitinase 1-like
Exons: 1
Coding region: 1-789 (262 amino acids)
Biological process (GO): carbohydrate metabolic process
Source: RefSeq, a predicted model, not a curated record